Mauremys reevesii (Reeves's turtle) is the source of this 2892-nucleotide messenger RNA. RefSeq names its product leucine rich repeat and fibronectin type III domain containing 4 (gene LRFN4). Lineage: Eukaryota; Metazoa; Chordata; Testudines; Geoemydidae. Bases 78 to 2159 code for a protein of 693 amino acids. The record is from RefSeq and is a predicted model, not a curated record. The transcript has 3 exons. Gene Ontology annotation, molecular function: protein binding.
CGCGGGUGGGGGGCCCGGAGACGGGAGACGUCGCCCCCCCUAGAGACAGAGCGCAAGGCACUGCCCACUCACCAGCCAUGGCUUGCCUGCCGCUGGUGUUGCUUCUGAUGGCAGGGACCCUGAUGUCCUGGGCUGCCUCCUGCCCCUUCCACUGUGUGUGCCAGAACCUCUCUGAGUCACUGAGCACCCUGUGUGCCAACAAGGGCCUGCUCUUCAUCCCAGACAACAUUGACCGGCGCACAGUGGAGCUGCGCCUGGCCGACAACUACAUCCGCGUGCUGGAGCCCCAGGACUUCCUCAACAUGAGCGGCCUGGUGGACUUGACCCUGUCCCGCAACACCAUCGACAGCAUCCGUCCCUUCGCCUUUGGCGACCUGGAGAGCCUGCGUUCCCUGCACCUGGACAGCAACCGGCUGAUGGAGAUCGGCGAGGAGGCCCUGCGUGGGAUGCUCAACCUGCAGCACCUCAUCCUCAACAACAACCAGCUGGUGAGCAUCUCGGCUGCCGCCUUUGAUGACUUCCUGCUAACGCUGGAGGACCUGGACCUGUCCUACAACAACCUGCGUCAUGUCCCCUGGGAGGGCAUCCGAGGCAUGCUCUACCUGCACACCCUCAACCUGGACCACAACCUCAUCGACUCCAUCAUGGAAGGCACGUUCUCCGAGCUCUACAAGCUGUCCCGCUUGGACAUGACCUCCAACCGGUUGUACACCCUGCCCCCGGACCCGCUCUUCGCCCGCUCCCAGAUGGGCGUCAUCAGUCCCACCCCCUACACUGCCACCAUCGUGCUGAGCUUUGGGGGCAACCCCCUACAUUGCAACUGUGAGCUGCUGUGGCUGCGGCGGCUGGCCCGGGAGGACGACAUGGAGACGUGUGCCUCGCCGCCCCAUGUGGCCGGCCGCUACUUCUGGUCGGUGCCUGAGGAGGAGUUCACCUGCGAGCCGCCCCUCAUCACCCGCCACACGCACAAGCUAUGGGUGCUGGAGGGCCAGCGGGCCACCCUGAAGUGCCGCGCCAUCGGGGACCCCGAGCCAGUGAUCCACUGGGUGUCACCGGAUGACAAGAUCAUCUCCAAUUCCUCCCGGACCAUUUCCUUCCGCAAUGGCACCUUAGAUGUGCUGGUAACCACAGUCCGGGACGACGGCUCCUACACCUGCAUCGCCAUCAAUGCAGCGGGUGAGUCCACAGCCCUGGUGGACCUCAAGAUUAUCCCUUUGCCCCAUCGGGGCAACGGGAGCAGCGGCCCGGUGCCACGCCACGACCCGGGCUCCUCUGACAUUGCCACCAAGACAGCGGCCAACACCACCGACUUGGGGGUGGACGAGAGGAGCGUGGAGGUAUCCGAUGUGACAGCUGACUCAGCCUUGGUGCGCUGGGCUGUAGACAAGUCGGCCCACACUGCCUGGAUGUACCAGAUCCAGUACAACUGCACCGUGGAUGACACCCUGAUCUACAGGAUCAUCCCGGCCAGCAGCCACCACUUCGUGCUGAAGCACCUGGUCCCAGGCGUGGACUACAAUCUGUGCGUCCUGGCCAUCUUCGAUGACACAGCCACCUCUCUGGCUGCCACGCGCCUGCUGGGCUGUGCCCAGUUCUCCACGCAGGAGGCGUACCCAGACUGCCACUCGCUCCACGCCCACUUCCUGGGGGGCACUCUGACGGUCAUUGUGGGGGGCAUUAUUGUGGUGACCCUGCUGGUUUUCACGGUGGUCAUGAUGGUGAAGUAUAAGAUCUGUGGCAGCGCCCACUCUGGCAUGCCCAAAGUCUCCAACAUGUACUCGCAGACCAACGGCGGGCAGCCGGGGGUGCCCAACGGGAUGCUGCCGCAGCGGGGGCGGGGGCCGAAGGCGCAGCGCCGGAGGGCGAGGGGCAAGCCCGCUCGGCAGGAGGCACCACAGCGCAGGACGGCAGAGGGGGUGGUGGCAGGCCAGGGGGACCCGCCGGAGCUGGGGACCUCCAAAGCCAAGCGGAGCUGCUCGUUGGACAUGGGGGAGAUCUCCACCAGCGCCUGCUAUGGUUAUGCCAAGCGGCUGAGCAUCAUGUGGACCAAGCGCAGCCAGUCCGUGCACGGGAUGCUGGCCAGCUGCGCGGCUGAGGGGGAGGGCACGCGGGGCGGGGCUUUCGCCAGCGCGGAGGAGCUGGAGGAGAGCGUGGUAUGACCCAGGCGGGCGGGAGUGCACCGCACUGGAGCAGCGGGCUGAACGCCGGGGAGGGGACAGCUGAGCCGGGCGAGGAGGGCCUCAGAGCUGACACGGUGACACUCCAUUGGAUGUGGUGACAGCUGACUGGACAUGGCAAUGCGCAAACCACCCCGGGAGCCACCUCUCUGAGCCGGCGACACUCCAGCCAACGUGGCAAACCUUGAUCCGACCUGGCGACACUUGAGCCAAUGCGGUGACCCCAAUCUGACGCGGUGACCCCAGGUCUGACACCACCAGGCCAGGGCCAGCACAGCAGCACUCCUUCUGACACUGGAUUUUCCCCAGGGAGAGUGCCCAGUUGGCCAGACACAGAACCCCACAUGGCUGGGGGUGGGUUUGGGUUUUGCCAUCGGACCUGGUUUGACUUGACAUCUGAGGCUGGGAAUGUCUGGAACCCCCCAGCUCUUCCUGCUGGCACCCCCACCUUGAUGCACAUGGUGUGAGACACACAGAUUGGAAAAGGGGGGGAGGAGAUCGGUACUGGAUCAGAGAAGGGGGGCCUGGACAGGCAAUCAGUACCAGGUCAGAGAGGGUGGGCUUGGAUGGGAGACUGGUACUAGAAUGGAGAAGGGAGGGUCCUUUACAGGGAAUGGGCCCCAGAUUCGAGAGGGGGUGCCUGGACAAGGAGUAGGCUCUGGAUUGGAGAGGGGCCCGAAUGGGGGAUGGGCCCUGGAUAGGAGAGGGGCCCGGA